AUGGCAGAGAACCAGAGGCCUGCUGACCACACUUCAUUACCUCCCCCUCGACAGGGAUUGCUCACCAAAUCCAGAACUUUCAGUGUCCUCUCUAGCAUUACCAACUCAUUGUCACGGGCCUCCCUUAUUCACCAUGGCAGUACUAGUCGAAAUGAUAGUUCAAGCUCUUCCCAACCAAGGGUCACCCCGCCAGUUAUUGCGAUACCUCGAAAACAACCUCCUGUGGCCACCAGACGUUCCAUGGAGCCCCUCCUGAAUGACAGCCAAAAACCCCCCUGUCAGGAGGCAUCUCCCCCUCUACCAGACAACCCACGAUUCGUCACCACGGCAAUGCCGUCCCAAUACUGGUCGGGUCGUUUUGCGGCCCUUGACGACAAGUUCCACAAUGAAGUGCUGCUUGGCAGGAACCUCAACAUGGUUGUUGAAGCCCAGACGAACCGCUCAGGCAAUGCAGGAACCAGCAGCAGCAACUCCGCAGCCCGUGCUCAGAACAACCCUUCGGCAUCGGCAUAUUCGCUUAUUCGCCCAGUACCACAGUUGGCAGGGUUAGCGAGGUAUAAUCAGGGACUGCCGUCUCGGCAGACUACUUCUCAUGAGCAUUCUUUCCAGGGGCCUGUGAGCCGGAUCCCACAGUCUGCUACGAGCGGAGCCAUUCUCCAGACGAUGCCCUACUCGACCCGUACCCGUGAGCAGCAGCAGCCGCCUGGGUCUGCGGCUAGUACUAGAACGGCGGCGUAUUAUCACAAGCCGCUUUUUUCUCGACCGCCCUCGUAUGAGCAGUCGGUUGAGCUACCUGGAACAGCCACUGCGCCUGUGUCGCCUAUUUUUGAGGGAUCGAGUGAUUCGCUUGACUCGGUGGUGCCGGCUUUACCGUCUACGUUGGGGUUUCCUGGUCCCAAGAGGUCACAUCUAAGUGGUGUACAUGUUCAGGGUUAUGCCUCGAGCUUGAGCAGUGAGGAUGGGAGUGUGGUGACUGUGGAGGGGGAUUAUUAUACGCAGGGUAGGGGAGUGGUUGUUAAUAAUGCGGCGAUGUUGACGGAUGAUGAUGCGAGGUGUAGGAGGGUGUUGGUUCAUUUGGAGGCUAUGUGCGUUACUGAGACGGCGAGGGAGUCGCUUCGGGCGUGGAGGAUUGCGUAUGCGAGGAAGACGGGGAGGGCGGUGUUGCUUCCUUGUGGGGAGACGAUGGAGGGGGCGUGUGGGAGGGGGAGGGCGGAGAAGGAGAGGGAGAGGCAGCAUUUGGUUUAUGGGUUGGGGAAGGGGAGGGAGAUUGUGAAGAGGUUGAGGAGGAGUUUGGGUGGUGUUACGGGGAGUGGUGGUGGUGGUGGUGGGUAUUGUCAUGCUCAUCAUGUGAAUGCGUAUGAUGAGGAGGUACCUAGGAGGAGGGGUGGGAUGAUGAUGGGGAUGAUGUAA
This is a messenger RNA of Podospora bellae-mahoneyi, 1410 nucleotides long. RefSeq lists its product as uncharacterized. Lineage: Eukaryota; Fungi; Ascomycota; Sordariomycetes; Sordariales; Podosporaceae. The record is from RefSeq and is a predicted model, not a curated record. The transcript is spliced from 2 exons. Bases 1 to 1410 code for a protein of 469 amino acids.